Molecule: messenger RNA, 659 nt
Organism: Dendrobium catenatum
Lineage: Eukaryota; Viridiplantae; Streptophyta; Magnoliopsida; Asparagales; Orchidaceae
Exons: 1
Coding region: 99-428 (109 amino acids)
Source: RefSeq, a predicted model, not a curated record
AGUAAAUCUUAUUUGUCGCCGAACAGGCAAAAAGAGGAGAGGCCUCUUUCUCCUCUCUUCUUUCUCUUCCUCCAUUUUCUUAGGGUUUCUCUCCUCUGAUGGAGGACAAAAGGUCGAGGUCCUAUGCCGAUGCUGGCAUGCAGAUAGAGUCCUACGGGUCCUGGGGUCCACCGUCUCCUUCCUUUGAUCCGAGGAGCUACAAUACUUCCCACGCCUCUUCCUACUCUCAGAAGGAGAUGAGGCUGAAGAAGGUUAAGGGUGCCUGUUCCUUCAAGGGCGGGUGGUUCAACGACCCGGAGAUCCAGAGGAGGAAAAGGAUCGCAGGCUAUAAGGUUUAUUCUGUCGAGGGCAAGGUCAAGGGCUCUCUGAAGAAUAGUAUCAGAUGGCUAAAGGAUAAAUACUAUAAAGUUGUUUAUGGGUGGUUUUGAUGAACCGAUCGUCGAUGGUAAGGUUCCUUCUAUAUCCAAGCGAGAUUUUGAUAUUUUGCGCGAUCAUUAGGAACGAUUGUCCGGUUAUUGCCGGCGCUUUUCAUUUCAUCUUCUUGUUUUAUACUCUGUAUAUAUCUGCCUUUUCCUAUAGCUUUUGGCAGCGGAUUUAUUAGGCGUAAAGCCUGCCAAGAAUAUGGAGGUCCAUGUUAAAUCCAAGGGUCUCUUAAAUCC